AUGGCGAACAGGAAGUCGGCGUGUUGUGGCGUUUCGGUGCUGGAGGCCACGCUGGCCGUCCUCUUCAUCGUCAUGACGACAAACCACUCGUAUCUGAUCGGCGUGGGUCGAGCCGACUGCACCGGGCCACCAGCAGAGGUCCCACUGAUGGGCUACGCUAACCCUCAGCAGUCGGCUGCAGGUAUACACACUCGUCUGUUCAGCCGAGCCUUCAUCGUCGACGAUGGGAGAAGAAGAGUCGUGUUCGUUACAGCAGAUGUUGGAAUGAUAUCACAGAGACUGCGUCUGGAGGUGUUGUCAGCCCUGCAGGUGAAGUUCGGGGAUGUGUAUCGUCAGGAGAACGUUGUUCUCAGUGGAACUCACACUCACUCUGGACCUGGAGGAUAUUUCCAGUUCACACUCUUCAUGAUGAGCUGCAAAGGUUUCAUCCGCUCGUCCACCGAGCCGCUCGUUAACGGCAUCGUCAAGAGUAUAGACAUAGCCCAUCGUAACAUGAAGCCGGGCCGGAUCUACAGGAACCGAGGAGACCUGGAGGACAGCAGCCUGAACAGAAGUCCACACUCGUACAUGAAGAACCCCGAGGACGAGAGACACAGGUACAAGUCCAACACAGACAAACAGGUGAUGGUUCUGAAGUUCACUGAUCUGGACGGAGACGGGAUCGGAAUGCUCAGCUGGUUCUCCGUCCACGCCGUCAGCAUGAACUACACCAACCGCCUGGUGAGCAGCGACAACAUGGGCCACGCCUCCUACCUGCUGGAGCAGGACAAGAACCCCGGGGAGCUGCCCGGUCAGGGCGGCUUCGUCGCUGGUUUCUCGUCCAGUAACCUCGGGGACGUCAGUUCCAACGUGAGAGGACCUCACUGUGUGAACACUGGACUGUCCUGUGACUACCUGAACAGCUCGUGUCCUGUAGGAGGGACAAAGAUGUGUCAGGCGUUCGGACCUGGAAACGACAUGUUCGACAGCACGAGGAUCAUCGGACACAACAUCUACAGGAAGGCCAAGGAGCUGUACGCAAGUGCAGCCGAGGAGGUGACAGGUUCCCUUCACUCUGCUCAUCAGUGGGUCAACAUGACGGACGUCAGUGUUCAGAUCAACAGCUCCCACACGGUCAGUACAUGUAAACCGGCUCUAGGUCACAGUUUUGCAGCAGGAACAACAGACGGAGGAGGAGACCUGAACUUUACUCAGGGUGCUGUGGAGGGCGACCCGUUCUGGGACGGCAUCAGAGACGCUCUCCUGGGUGAACCGUCCAAUGAGACGCAGGAAUGUCACCAUCCCAAACCAAUUCUGUUCAACACAGGGGAGAUGAACUGGCCUCUGCCGUGGCAUCCUCAGAUUGUCGACGUUCAGAUCAUCACCAUCGGAUCUGUGGCUGUCGUAGCGGUUCCCGGAGAGAUGACCACCAUGGCGGGUCGGAGGCUGAGAGACGCCGUCCAACAGGAGCUGCAGUCCGGGGGGGGGUUCGAGGACACGCAGGUGGUGAUCGCCGGCCUCAGCAACGUCUACACUCACUACAUCACCACCUACGAAGAGUACCAGGUGCAGCGAUAUGAAGGAGCUUCCACGAUCUACGGCCCGCACACGCUCACUGCCUACGUACACAAGUUCCGAGGGUUAGCCCGAGCCAUCGCACAGGACAAAGUGUCGGAGCUGCCGGUCGGGCCUCAGCCUCCGUUGUUCACCAAGAAUCUGUUCAGCCUGCUGCCGCGGGCUCCAGCCGAUAAAACCCCGGUGAACAGCAGCUUCGGAGACGUCCUGCAGCAGGUGGAGCCCUUCUACAGACAGGGUGAUGUCGUGUCCGUCACGUUCGUAGCAGGAAACCCCCGACACUCUGGAGACAUCAGAGAUAAAACCUUCGUUACCGUGGAGAUCUACGACAACAGAACAGACAGCUGGGAGGUCGUACACACUGAUGCAUCAUGGGAGACUAGGUUCCAUUGGCUGAAAGGGUCAAACGGGCGGAGUAACACCACCGUGGAGUGGUUCGUCCCUCCAGCGGCCCCUGGUGGCAGCUACAGGAUUAAACACUUCGGACACUACAAGCAGAUGAAAGGCCUGCGACCCGUCAUCACGCCGUACGAAGGCACGUCCGACGUCUUCAGAGUCUCCACCAGCUUCUACUACCAGUGACAUCAUCAGUCCGGAGCAGCGUUUGCAUCAGAGACGAAUGAGACUCUUUGUUCAAACAAGUUUUAAAACUUAAAUUUAAAGUCCUGCAUCUUGGAAAAAUAAACUGUGAAUCAUCAACAGUUACACUGAUCAUAAAGUUCAAACGUUCAAUAGAAUAAUCAUUUAAUUAACUCCUGUUAUUAGCAAAAAUAUUUAUUGUGAUUUGUAUAGAAAUAUUUCACACAAACCAGAGUUCCACAACACAGGGAGGAUUUUACCAUCAGUGCACAGAGGAGCCACCAGGAGGCGCACGGCCCCAUCAGAGCUCCUGGGGAAUCUGAUCUCUAUACAACUAAACGCUUCUUUCUUCUUUGUUCAUGUUAUAUGGAAGUUAGGUCGAGAAAUGGAUCCGACACGAUUUUAAACAUUUGGACAAAACAGUUUUUGUUUUUUCAGCUCAUUUCACUUUCAUUCUUUUUCCACUGGGGAGUUUGUAAUUUAAUUUAGGUGUUCGCCCUUUUCUUCAAACUUCAGUCGAGAUUCUUCACAGGAUUAUUUACCUGCAGCUUUUCUCUGAUAAUGUUAAUGCAAAUAUCUCAAAAUGAUGUAAUCAAUGUGAAACACAACAAUGAUCUGUAAACAGGAAACACAAA
Messenger RNA from Limanda limanda (common dab), 2768 nucleotides. RefSeq names its product N-acylsphingosine amidohydrolase 2 (gene asah2). The transcript has 20 exons. Gene Ontology annotation, cellular component: extracellular region. The record is from RefSeq and is a predicted model, not a curated record. The coding region runs from base 1 to 2136 and encodes 711 amino acids. NCBI's taxonomy places the organism in Eukaryota, Metazoa, Chordata, Actinopteri, Pleuronectiformes, Pleuronectidae. Gene Ontology annotation, molecular function: N-acylsphingosine amidohydrolase activity. Gene Ontology annotation, biological process: long-chain fatty acid biosynthetic process; sphingosine biosynthetic process; ceramide catabolic process.